AUUCCGGGUCUGAGACCUAAUACUACGGUUCAGCUGACGAAUAACAAAAUCUUUUGUCUGAGGAGAGCUUCCGCCCGAUGAAGGACAUCCUCUCGAAGGGAGAUGGAGUCCUCCAUCUGGAGGACGUACUGGACAUCUGGACGGAAUAUGCGGUGCAUGAGGUGACCGUGCAUGAGGUGACCGUGCAUGAGGUGACCGUGCAUGAGGUGACCGUGCAUGAGGUGACCGUGCAUGAGGUGACCGUGCAUGAGGUGACCGUGCAUGAGGAUAUACUCAUGCACCUCCUCCCGGACAUUCGCAUCGCUUGA
Messenger RNA from Darwinula stevensoni, 308 nucleotides. NCBI's taxonomy places the organism in Eukaryota, Metazoa, Arthropoda, Ostracoda, Podocopida, Darwinulidae. The record is from the annotation of a GenBank genome assembly.